This is a messenger RNA of Aspergillus japonicus CBS 114.51, 1485 nucleotides long. RefSeq lists its product as uncharacterized. Lineage: Eukaryota; Fungi; Ascomycota; Eurotiomycetes; Eurotiales; Aspergillaceae. Bases 229 to 1299 code for a protein of 356 amino acids. The transcript has a single exon. The record is from RefSeq and is a predicted model, not a curated record.
AGAACACCUUCUCGCCAUUGAUGCAUAUCAUCCACUGAAGUCCUCCUAUUUUCUACAACCGAUCUUAUCUAUAUCCACAACCACAGACCAAAAGUGGGACUACCGCUCGGAACCAAGCCCAAAACCUCACUGCUCGUACCGCGGGAUCACAUCACGACUACCGAGCACAGUACAGUUGCACUGCUUCUGUCCUUCUGGACCUCCUUUUGCAACAAUUCCUCGUUCGCAAUGAUGUUCGCGACGCAGCCUGUAUAUCAGCAACCGGAGCAGCAGCAGCAGCAGCAGCAGCAGCAACAACAAUUUUCGAAUCCAUUUCACACCACCGCAACCACACCGUUCGCGCGGACGCACUCGCAUUCGCACGCGCACUCGCACUACAGCACACCCACGCGUCCCUCACCACUCUCCCCUCGCCGCCACCACUCCUCACCAUUCUCCUCGUCCUCCUCCACAGCCUCAACAAUGACCACCCCCAGCACCCCCAACACCAGCAAUAACAACCGGAACCUCUUCUCCAGCCCUCUCGCCAACACCAGCGCACCCACCGACCCCGACACGCCAUUAACAACCUUCCUCCCCUCCUCCCCCCUCCAACCCGGCCCGCCAUCCUCAGCAUCCUGCUUCGGAUCGCCCGUCCACAAACCAUUCUCCGCGGCCGCUGCUGCGGGCCCUCUCUUCUCCUUCCACCCCGACGCCACCAACUCGACAACAACCACAAGCCCGAUCGCAUCCCCCAACAACCCCUCCUCCCGCUUCGCCACCCGCUACGCCGCCCAGAUCGCCAACCCGCUCACCAACGCCGCCGCCCGAACCACCAGACCCUACACGGGCACCUCCGCCUCGCCGGCGGCGCGCAACACCCGGCGCAACGCGUUCCUGAACCGCGUCAAGCGGGACCGCGCGGACGGGCGCUUCGAGAACCGCGGCGAGCAGCUGGUGCUGCUGGAGCAUGUGGCGGAGCAGAAGCGGUGGGGGGAGGCGAUGCGGCGGUCGGCGGUGAGUGAGUUUGGGCUGGGGUUGGAUGGGUUGGUGGAGGACGAGGAGGAGGAGGAAAGUGUGGGUAGUGGCGAGGGGGCGGAGAUGGAUGCGCUGGAUCAGUACCUUUUCGAGCAGGAGCGGGGUGCCAUUGCUGCUGAGGAGAUGGGGGCGGAGAGGGGGUUUGAGGCCGGGGGCUCGGGCUCGGGCUCGGGCUCGUUCAGUGAUGAGGAUUACGAUGAUAUCUUUACGGAUUUGGCGGGGGAGAUGGGGAUGGGCGGGUUUGCGGGGUUUGCGCAUAGUCAGGAGAUGGAUAUGUCGUGAUCCUUUUUGGGGGUUUUUUGUCUGGCUCGGCAUGUCGCUGGUCGACUUCGGGGUCUGAUGGGGUUUUUCGUAUCUGCUUGGGCGUUUGCGGGAGGUUGGUUGGUUUUAGGAGUUUCGUGUAUAUACGGCAUAGGACCAGUGGAUGGUGGUUGCGUGCAUACUCUGGGUAUAUAAUGUAUGAUCUCA